This is a messenger RNA of Erigeron canadensis, 1362 nucleotides long. Its product is annotated as probable serine/threonine-protein kinase PBL4. Gene Ontology annotation, molecular function: protein kinase activity; ATP binding. Gene Ontology annotation, biological process: protein phosphorylation. The coding region runs from base 81 to 977 and encodes 298 amino acids. NCBI's taxonomy places the organism in Eukaryota, Viridiplantae, Streptophyta, Magnoliopsida, Asterales, Asteraceae. The record is from RefSeq and is a predicted model, not a curated record. The transcript is spliced from 6 exons.
UAAAAAUAACUUUUGAUAAUGUUUUGUCCAUUUUGCAAGACCAACAUGGAACAAGUUCGCCAAAGAGCCUUAAGAACAACAUGAAUCACGGUUCUUCAACCAACACAGAUGGUUAUCUAAAACUAUUCACUUAUGACGAACUGAAACUUGUCACAAGGGACUUUGAGAAUCAGGCAUGGUUAGGUGAGGGGAGUUAUGGAAAGGCAUACAAAGGUUGGGUGGAUAAUAUGACAUAUUCACCAUGUAAGAAGAAUACUGGAUUGGUCGUUGCAGUUAGAAGAUUUCAACGCUUCUCAAUGAUGUUUGAUCCAGAAACGUUAAAAAAGUUCUGUCAUCCCAACGUUGUUAAGAUCUUGGGAUACUGCUUAGAAGGUCAUGAGGCCUUCCUUGUGUAUGAACUUAUGCCUAAUUCGAACUUUGAUAUUGACCUUGGUAGUGGAUCUGUAGCACGACUUCCAUUGGCUACAAGAGUGAAGAUAGCAGUGGGAGUCGCUCGAGGGAUUGUUUUCUUGCAUAAGACAGACGAUGAAGUCAGUAAGUCCGAGCUUGACAGGAACAAGAUAAUGCUUGAUGAGGACUUUACAGCAAAGCUUUCUGAUUAUGACGUGACUAUGUUAGUACACGGUCGCUAUACUGAAUUCUACUAUUCUAACGAGCCUGGCGACUAUACUCCUGGGUGCAGACCUUUAUUGCUACAGAGCAAUCUCUCCGGUUUUAGAGUGUUAUUCGCAGAGAUUAUAACAGGGGAACGAAUCCCCAAUGAAAAGCGUAAAAACGAAAUUGAUCAUCUCGUCAUGCGAUAUGGAAAUAAGUCCUUGGAUGAUCUUGCAGAUAUAUGUUUUGAAAUUUGCAAUGAGGUGGAUGCAGAAUCAAAUAUGGUAACUAUCUUGAAGGAACAUUACAAAUUGACACGGAACAGAAUGGCUAAGUGGCUGCCUGAUUCCAGAAACCGUGCAUAUGGAAAUACAAGUAUUUGAAGAUUAAUUUCUUGCUGUUAAAGAGGAAGUCGGACAAAUUAAAGUCAGAUCGAUUUUAGCAUUUAAUUCAAGCACGGAGUACUAAAAGGAAAAUAACCAAAGUAUAGAGGCAGGAAUAAGAGUUUUUUUUAAUAAAUAGGCUAGUUUACAAUAUGCUUUGUAAAAACGAGCAUAGUACCCGCGCGUUGCAGCGGCUAGAAGAUAAGGACAAUAUAAAAUGAAGGCGGUGGUGGUGAUCGAAGAAUGCGCAGGAGAAGGAUGUUGUGUGUUUUGUGGGUUUAAAUUUUUGAUAAGGGUACUUUCUGUAGAUACUUGAGGAGGUGUAAAAAACAAUAAUAGUAAGAAGGGUAUUAUGGAAAUGAAAAAAUUGCUUAAUUUCUUAAAA